This is a messenger RNA of Corvus hawaiiensis (hawaiian crow), 4897 nucleotides long. RefSeq names its product G protein-coupled receptor 50 (gene GPR50). Gene Ontology annotation, molecular function: melatonin receptor activity. The record is from RefSeq and is a predicted model, not a curated record. NCBI's taxonomy places the organism in Eukaryota, Metazoa, Chordata, Aves, Passeriformes, Corvidae. The transcript is spliced from 3 exons. Gene Ontology annotation, biological process: G protein-coupled receptor signaling pathway. Gene Ontology annotation, cellular component: membrane. Bases 67 to 1197 code for a protein of 376 amino acids.
GGGUGAGAGCUGCCGUCGGGGCGGGAGGAGGAGGAGGGGCCCCGGCGGCGGCGGGCAGAGGCGCGCAUGGAGCGGCCGGGGAGCAACGGGAGCUGCCCGGGCUGCCGGCUGGAGGGGGGCCCGGCGGCGGGAGCCGCCACCGGCCUGGCGGCCGUGCUUAUCUUCACCAUCGUGGUGGACGUGCUGGGCAACGCGCUGGUCAUCCUCUCCGUACUGCGGAACAAGAAGCUCCGCAACGCCGAGGCAGCUGCAAACGGAGGAGCCAGCUCAGGUAAAACCCACGUCCCUUCAGCCGACCCGCGCUGGGAGGAGCGGGGCAGAGGCGCAGGCAACAUCUUUGUCGUCAGCUUGUCUGUCGCAGACCUCGUGGUUGCGGUUUAUCCGUACCCUCUGAUCUUGAGUGCCAUCUUCCACAAUGGAUGGACCAUGGGAAAUGUUCACUGCCAGAUAAGUGGGUUCCUGAUGGGCUUAAGUGUCAUCGGGUCCAUUUUCAACAUCACGGCGAUUGCAAUCAACCGCUACUGCUACAUCUGCCACAGCCUUCGGUACGAUAAGCUCUUCAACCUGAAGAACACCUGCUGCUAUCUCUGCCUGACCUGGAUACUCACGGUGGUGGCAAUUGUGCCAAACUUCUUUGUUGGCUCCUUGCAGUAUGACCCCCGGAUUUACUCCUGCACCUUUGCCCAGACGGUGAGCACAUCGUACACCAUCACAGUGGUGGUGGUUCACUUCAUCGUCCCGCUCUCCGUCGUGACAUUUUGCUACCUACGGAUCUGGAUUUUGGUGAUUCAAGUCAAACACCGGGUGAGACAAGACUGCAAGCAGAAGCUCAGGGCAGCUGACAUCCGAAACUUCUUGACUAUGUUUGUGGUUUUCGUCCUUUUUGCUGUGUGCUGGGGACCAUUAAACUUUAUUGGCCUAGCUGUUUCGAUUAAUCCUUCCAAAGUGCAGCCACACAUUCCAGAAUGGCUUUUUGUCCUGAGCUAUUUUAUGGCCUAUUUUAACAGCUGCCUCAAUGCUGUGAUCUAUGGGCUUCUUAACCAGAAUUUUCGGAAGGAAUACAAAAGGAUAUUGCUGACGCUGUGGACUCCCAGGCUGCUGUUCAUUGAUGUGUCCAAGGGCGGGACAGAAGGGAUGAAAAGCAAGCAUUCUCCAGCCAUAACAACCAACAACAACCACGCUGAAAUACACCUAUGAGUCAGGACAGUACUAUUUAUUCUGGAUUACAGUUGUAUAUAUAAUAUAUAAGAGCCUUUCUAGCUGUGUGCACUGCACAGCUGGUGUUGCCCUCAUGCAAGGAAGGAGUCUGCAACCUUUCAUGCUUAGCUUAUUGCUGUGACAUCAAGGCUUUGAGUAAGGAUUUUCAGAAUGGAAAUGACUAAUCUUUUUUUUUUCAUAUGGCAUCUUUCACUGUGUGCCUAAUUAAUUGGUUUGGUUGCUUUUGCCACAAGCAUGCCAAUACCCGAAAAGGGAAGCGUUCGGAGUGCAUGGAGAAAUGCAGUUAUGCUUGAAAUGCAACCUUCAAGAGACAGCAAAAUUGCCAUUUAUUACACACAAACCUUUCUCCCCUCCUUCUGAAUUCUAUUUUUCUAGCAUUAACUUAACCCAAACUGUAUCAAACAAAGUGUAAACUGCAUGGCUUUUUACAUUUUAGAUAGGUAACCUUAUUAGCCAGCAGGCGUAUGUAUGGGCAUGGUGUGUGUUUUCCUUUUUCUUUCCUCUUAACGUUUAGGAGCUAGCCUGGGCUAGAUGUGAGGCAGGCAGAAGCCAGACCACUGUGUGUCCGACGCACUCAUUUUAAUUGAAUAUCUACAGAUAUUAAGUAUCCUUGCAUUCUCCUUCCCAGGCCAUGAGUAAGAAUAUGGCAUAUGACAUAAUCUAAUUGCAGGAAGAUACUUGGAGCCUGAUUCUAAUUUAGGCAGUAUCCUGUCAUGGCCAGCAGUAAUUCCAAACAUCUUUCAAAAGUCACUGCUACAUGAACAUCACAAAAAAAGAGAUGAACAUAGCAGAGUCCCAUCUGUGUAAUGCAGAUUGCAGCUUUAAGUUCCAGUAACAUUGACACUGGCAGACAAAGGGAGAAGGGGAAGGCAGUGUUUGUUCCAAAAACCCCUCCUUUUGCCCAUCACAGAACAUGAAUUUGCUGAUGGGAGAAAAAGUGGAGAUUUUUUUCCUAUUUUAUUCACGUACAGAACUGUAAUUAACUCAUGGAGCUGGGAGACGAAAGCUACUUAAGCCUAAUUAUGCAUCAGUUCUGUUAAAGCCUGAACUGUGCUAUCUGUAUCAUUGGAAACAAUGUCAUGAAGUGCUGGAGUAUCACAUUAGACACAAGCACAUGGGCAAAGAUAAGGCUGUUUCUUUAAUGGAGUAUGAAAGGGGUGUGUGUGUGUGUGACAGCGGCUGUCUGUAAAUAUGAUGACUUCUUUGUUUCCUUAGCUUCAUUGUGAAUUCAUCUCUUUAUGGUUUUAAAUAUGUGGAUUCCUGCUUUGAAACAAUCCCAUUAAAUCAACAGGUAGGACUCCCCUGGUGCAACUCUACCUUCAGGUUAGCACACCUGCCUUGAUGCCAGUGUGCAGAGUGGCACAACAGGGAGAAGGGCAGGUCUGAACCCUGGGGGUCUAACAAGGACAGUAGGCAGCCCUGCCCCUGGUGAAGGACUGCAGUCUUCUCUCUUUGGUUCUAGUCAAAGCAGAACUAGUUCCCAGUGCUGAGCCCUGAAACACCGAGACCAGACUUUGUAGGCGCCUGGAGAUGGAGGUACGUAGGAUUUCCCCAGAGCCUGAGCAGCCUGUGUGCCUAAUCCUUAGUGAAGAUAGUAGGCCGUUUGUGCACUGCUUUCUGAACCCAACUUGCUGCUGAAUGUCCCUUCUGCUGAUUUUUGGGGGGAAGAGGAAUUGAGAGAAAUUAAGGCUCUUUCUGAAGUGGGCCAAGGAACUUUGCAUGGUGCGUUGCCUCCAUAAGGACUGAGUGUCUCUGCUGCUGCUGCCAUGUGGUGAAGGUCACUACAGUACCAGGGGGGCCCUGCAUUUAUAGGGUGCCCUGGCACUUAGGAAGUUUCAAACUUGAACAUCUCAGCCACUUCAGAUGAUUGUUGUUUUAAAAUGUACUGCAGCCAGCCUCCCAUAAUAGGAAUCAAACUGAGUUCUGUUUUGGCCUCUUAAUCUGCCUCAGCAUGGCCAAAUAAAGGUAUUUUGACCCUCAGAAAUAACUGUUGUCUGUUCGCCUUCCAGAAAAACCACCCUGGAUGAAUUCACACCAUUCCAUGCAAGCAAAAUCAUUUUGAGUUAAACUUGGAUAAGAAAAGCACUGAGGAAUCCAUAACUGCAGAGAGUGUUUGUCCUAUCACACCAGGGAGAUGUCCCAUGUUCCAUGACUAGUCUUCAAAGUCAUUUGCAUUAGCUACAACAGUGUUAGUUAGAAUCACAUUAGCAAAUAAUUUGAAGCAUCUAGUGCCAAGUGAAAUGUACUGCUUAAAGACAAUUGUGAAGAAUCUUGUGGAAGUUUGCCAAAUAUCUCAAAUACCCCAAAACUGGGGUUUCGUCUUAUGGAUUCUUGUGUCUUUAACUGAAUGUUCAGUGAAGGUAAUGUGGUAUGGUUUGGGGUUUUUUUAUUCUUUAAGCUUGUAUUUGCACUAUUUCUUAUUCAGGCUCCAAAGUUAUCAGCCAGCAAGUAUUUGAACCAAACCAAGUCCAAAGAGGUCCCAAACAGGCAAGCUGUGAGAGUCCCUGCUACACCUGGCAGGAAUGGGAGCAGCAGGAGCACGGUAGAGCAUCUCCCCAGGACUCACAGAGUCACCGCUCAACCAAACUAUGCAAAAUGAUCUGCUUGUCUUCUGCUGCAGGGUCUGAGCCCAGCUCCUGCCCAGGUCUCUGCAGGGGACAGGCAAAGUACCUGCUGUGCUAGGGUGGGUGUGAGCAGCUCCCUGCAGUGCAGACCCUGCAGGCUGGCCAUGGCUCUGCGGUGGGUGCAGGGUGGCUCUGGUAGCACAGGGAGCACAGCCCUGGCACGACCUGUUCAGAAGGGCUCUGCGUGUCCCAGGGAGGUGCCCAGGGCUGGGCUGAUUCAGCCACCAUGGUCGGAGGCUUGAGCUCAGUCCUUCUGGAGCUGAGGUUUGCAAUAUGAACCAUGGAAAGCAGGGAAUGUGGCCUCAAACAGGAAACACUGUGCCGUUUGUUAGCACUUUGGGAGAGGCAGCACUUAGGAUAGGAUAGAGUUUUAUACUGACUUAUUUUAAAACUACCUGAGCAGCUUCUUAUUUUUAUGUUAAGAAAUGGUUAACAGGGUACAGAGAGUUUAUUUUUGUUAGCAUUUGUUUACAGAAAAAGGGAAGUGUGUUUUAGCUGAGAAUUCUGAGCAGUGUCACAGCUUCCCUAUGGGAAUCUAGCUUUAAUCCAAAUUUGAGAUUUCAAUGAGAUCCCACAUCUUAAAUCACACUCUGCCAGUUCCACCUGUUGCAUAUCUGGGCUUAAGUCUCAUUGAGAUCUCAUAUAAACUAGUUUCAAAUCACUUGCUCUGGGUUUGAUCUGGUGUGUCGAAUACCUAUUCUAGUCCCAAACUCUAAAAUCGUUGUCGUGGAAACUUAUGGAGAGGCAGUAUUGCUGUGAAGGAAGAUGAAUCUCUUGCCACAAAGAAAUAUUUUUGGAUGUUGCUAAUGAAUGUUGUUUAAUCUAUUUAAAAAGAAUGUAACCAAUAUAUUUAUAUAUAAAUGUGUAUUGCACAUGCUGUUUUCAUUUUAAUGUUUGAUUGAGAAUCCUUCAGUAUACUUUCCUAUUGCCAUUUUUGUUCAUAAAAUAGAUUAAUUCCCUUUACCUGUCAAAAAUGUAAUAAAUCUGCCAUUGGACUACUUACUGAUUUUUUUUCUCCACUAGCAGUUACUUUUUAAUAAAUAUUUGGAACAUCA